Lecanosticta acicola is the source of this 2874-nucleotide messenger RNA. Lineage: Eukaryota; Fungi; Ascomycota; Dothideomycetes; Mycosphaerellales; Mycosphaerellaceae. The record is from the annotation of a GenBank genome assembly.
AUGCAUAUUUCGCUCUUUCCAGACGACGUUGUCGCCAAGACAGCAGACAUCAAACAAAUUGCUGUCGUUGAGCGGACCCAUGGAGAUAUUGACACACAUUCACCGUUCCCUACCCGGACAGAACGGGAGCCUAUCAGGCGCGACACGAGCAUCUCGCACGCAAGUUUUCGCAAGUUUUUGAAGGAUGGUAUCCCACCGAAAGAUACAGUGCUGGUGCGGUGGCGGGACGAGGAAUCCUUGGAGCUCUUGCCAUCAUCGAAACUGCACCUGGUGGAUCGCUCCAUUCUCAUCGGAGAUAUUGUCAAGAAGGACGCCAAAGAUGCCAUGAGCGGUUGCGUUCUGAAUACAUUCACCAAGUGCACGCUGCAACCAAUGUGCGAUGUCACGGACAAGAACAGUGGUCGAAAGCUGAAAGGUAUCCUACCUCCUGGGAAGUGGGAUCCGGUCGAAGCGUCGUACUGCAUAUAUCCAAAUGACAAGCCCAAUGCACUUGUUGAUAUUCCCGCGGAAGAAUUAACUUGUGCCGAUGACAUGAUGGAAGAAGAUUUGGUGAUCUUCAAAGACUGGAUCGGGAGGGUUGAAGCGUUCCAUACCUGCAUCUGUGUCAAACUGUCCGAUAAUGCUGUUGUCGAAAUCAACGAAGAGUAUGGCGAGCAUGCAGAUGCUCUGCUUGGCUCUUUCUCCGUGGGCGACAUUGUGAAGGCACGAAAAGCCACUUUGCGCACCGGUCGAUGGAUCUUUGGUCAAUACAAUGCCAACACGCCUCCCGUCGGAACCGUUGUCGACGUUCGCAUAGUGGCAGCCGAAGUCAGUUGGAUUGAAAAGCGAAUAGGCAGCGAUCUUGAUGAGCCGCCAUCCACACUAGAGAGAUCGGAACUUGAGUCGGACGACUUCCAAGUGUACGAUCGAACACGGAGACCGCAAACAGCUUCACAAGGGAUUACCAUCUCGAAUUCAGAGAUCGACGCAAGAAUGGACCUGCGAGUGCGUUUCAGAGAUCUGACUGGCGCUUACUUGAAGUACAGCGGGACCAGCAAUGCUAUUCCCAAACUCGACCGGAAAAAUCAUCUGGGCUACGACUUGAAUGUGUUCAGCAUUUUGUCAUUUCGAACCGACAUCACAGUCCAGUGGCAAGACUUGAGUAUUACGACUGUCUCAAGCGUGGACGUCAUACCCGACAGUAGCAUUGACGAUGAACACGCCGUCUGGCCAAGCGAAAUAGCGCACACUUUGGAGAUGAAGCCUCUCAAUGAACAUACGCUGCAGCCGCAGAAUAUCGGCGUGAUUCAAAAGGUCAAUGCAGCAGAGAGAAUGGCAGAGGUGAAGUGGUCCUCUAAGUCAUUUAUACACUACAUCAAGGACUUCGAGCAGGAGGGGCCAAAAAGACAUGUAGUCGCUCGUUACAUUGACACAACAUCCGACUCACAGGAGGAGAUCAGCCUCUACGACAUCGAGGCACCCGCCUCUUUGAACGUGCGGAGAGGGGACAUUGUCAUGACCAAGGAUUUGCCCGCCAAUUCUUUGACGCAGGGGCCGAGUGGACGGACAUGGCUAGGUGAAAUUGUUGACACACCACUUGAUGGCAGUCUAGUCGUUCGUUUUGGGGCCGCUACACAAGUUGUUGACAUGGUACUACCUCGGCACGAUGCUACUGUAGUUGUCAGAUCGGACAAUAGCGGGAAUGGAGAUGGAUGGGACGACGAAGGUGUGGAUGAUGCAUUCGAUCAUGACUUCAACACGGAAUACAUCGGCGAGGGAAGCGAAGAUGACGACGAUUGGGACAGUGAAGACAUGGACGAUGAAAAUGCAGAGAUUCGCUACGAAGAUGAGGAUGGGAAUCCAAUGGAUGAAGAUGAGGUUGAGAACGAGGACUGGGAAUCUGCGGACGAAGGCGAAACCGGCGACAAGGAUCCGGACGACGAUUUAGAAAUGGUCGACGCUCCUGAACAUCAAACUCGACCGACGACAUCAUUAGCAACACCCAACAAUGCUCGCGAGGCUAACAGCACUGCCAGCGAUGUGUCCGACUCGGCAGAAGCCACAGAUCCUCCUUCUGCCUACCUUAUACUUGAAGGAGAUGCUCCAUCUGACCACCGCUACUGUCACGAGCCGUCGACGAACACGCCGGCUCACGUGAAGCGAACACAGAAAGAACACAAGAUAUUGAGUGAUCCCAAAACCCUACCAGAAGGUGUAUACAUCAGAAGCUGGGAAUCGAGGCUAGACCUACUCCGCGUGCUCAUAGUAGGCCCCACGGAGACUCCUUAUGCGCACGCACCAUUCGUCGUCGACUUCUACCUUCCACCGACAUUCCCAACUGAACCGCCGAUGGUCCAUUUCCAUUCGUGGCCCUCACACUCUGCUAUUGGCGCUAUCGGAAGAGUCAAUCCCAAUCUUUACGAAGAUGGAAAGAUUUGUCUGAGUGUGCUGGGAACGUGGGAAGGCAAUAAGGGUGAAAGCUGGAACGCCGCUCAAAGCACGCUGCUGCAAGUUGUCGUCUCCCUCUUAGGCUUGGUCCUUGUACGCGAGCCGUACUACAACGAAGCGGGAUACGAGGCGCUCGUUGGUACAGAGCAGAGCACGAGGGCGAGCGCUUUAUACAGCGAGCGGAUAUUCCUACGCGCCAAAGGUUUCCUGCUCACAGCGCUUGCAGACCCGGCUAUAUCUGGGUUGCAAGGCUUACACGACGUAGUGCGGUGGCUCUAUAAGAGUCCGCAUGGACCUCGCCUACUCGACGCUGUCAUCAAGGAAGUAGAGGAAGUUUUGAAGAUGAGCGAUGGAAGUCGAGAGCCAGAUGGCGUGAAUGUGCUGUCAAAGGGGGCUUGCAUCCCUGCUAAGCGUUUGCUUGCUCGGUUGCAAGACUUGUCUGCGUAG